Messenger RNA from Schistocerca gregaria, 3249 nucleotides. RefSeq names its product TRIO and F-actin-binding protein-like. NCBI's taxonomy places the organism in Eukaryota, Metazoa, Arthropoda, Insecta, Orthoptera, Acrididae. The record is from RefSeq and is a predicted model, not a curated record. The coding region runs from base 1 to 3249 and encodes 1082 amino acids. The transcript is spliced from 2 exons.
AUGGCGAGGUGGAAGACUGCAUCCCAAAGCCGCUACCCGUCUUCCCUGAAAGGAAGUUGCCGCCAAUCAGCGUCAUGGGAGACGCCACUCGACGGAGAAGAGCCGCAGAGUACCUCGAGGACAGACUCGCGCAGCGCCUCACCGGGCUACCGUACAUCAUGGGAGACGCCACUCGACGGAGAAGAGCCGCAGAGUACCUCGAGGACAGACUCGCGCAGCGCCUCACCGGGCUACCGUACAUCAUGGGAGACGCCACUCGACGGAGAAGAGCCGCAGAGUACCUCGAGGACAGACUCGCGCAGCGCCUCACCGGGCUACCGUACAUCAUGGGAGACGCCACUCGACGGAGAAGAGCCGCAGAGUACCUCGAGGACAGACUCGCGCAGCGCCUCACCGGGCUACCGUACAUCAUGGGAGACGCCACUCGACGGAGAAGAGCCGCAGAGUACCUCGAGGACAGACUCGCGCAGCGCCUCACCGGGCUACCGUACAUCAUGGGAGACGCCACUCCACGGAGAAGAGCCACAGAGUACCUCGAGGACAGACUCGCGCAGCGCCUCACCGGGCUACCGUACAUCAUGGGAGACGCCACUCCACGGAGAAGAGCCACAGAGUACCUCGAGGACAGACUCGCGCAGCGCCUCACCGGGCUACCGUACAUCAUGGGAGACGCCACUCGACGGAGAAGAGCCGCAGAGUACCUCGAGGACAGACUCGCGCAGCGCCUCACCGGGCUACCGUACAUCAUGGGAGACGCCACUCGACGGAGAAGAGCCGCAGAGUACCUCGAGGACAGACUCGCGCAGCGCCUCACCGGGCUACCGUACAUCAUGGGAGACGCCACUCGACGGAGAAGAGCCGCAGAGUACCUCGAGGACAGACUCGCGCAGCGCCUCACCGGGCUACCGUACAUCAUGGGAGACGCCACUCCACGGAGAAGAGCCGCAGAGUACCUCGAGGACAGACUCGCGCAGCGCCUCACCGGGCUACCGUACAUCAUGGGAGACGCCACUCGACGGAGAAGAGCCACAGAGUACCUCGAGGACAGACUCGCGCAGCGCCUCACCGGGCUACCGUACAUCAUGGGAGACGCCACUCGACGGAGAAGAGCCGCAGAGUACCUCGAGGACAGACUCGCGCAGCGCCUCACCGGGCUACCGUACAUCAUGGGAGACGCCACUCGACGGAGAAGAGCCGCAGAGUACCUCGAGGACAGACUCGCGCAGCGCCUCACCGGGCUACCGUACAUCAUGGGAGACGCCACUCGACGGAGAAGAGCCGCAGAGUACCUCGAGGACAGACUCGCGCAGCGCCUCACCGGGCUACCGUACAUCAUGGGAGACGCCACUCCACGGAGAAGAGCCACAGAGUACCUCGAGGACAGACUCGCGCAGCGCCUCACCGGGCUACCGUACAUCAUGGGAGACGCCACUCGACGGAGAAGAGCCGCAGAGUACCUCGAGGACAGACUCGCGCAGCGCCUCACCGGGCUACCGUACAUCAUGGGAGACGCCACUCCACGGAGAAGAGCCACAGAGUACCUCGAGGACAGACUCGCGCAGCGCCUCACCGGGCUACCGUACAUCAUGGGAGACGCCACUCGACGGAGAAGAGCCGCAGAGUACCUCGAGGACAGACUCGCGCAGCGCCUCACCGGGCUACCGUACAUCAUGGGAGACGCCACUCGACGGAGAAGAGCCGCAGAGUACCUCGAGGACAGACUCGCGCAGCGCCUCACCGGGCUACCGUACAUCAUGGGAGACGCCACUCGACGGAGAAGAGCCGCAGAGUACCUCGAGGACAGACUCGCGCAGCGCCUCACCGGGCUACCGUACAUCAUGGGAGACGCCACUCCACGGAGAAGAGCCACAGAGUACCUCGAGGACAGACUCGCGCAGCGCCUCACCGGGCUACCGUACAUCAUGGGAGACGCCACUCGACGGAGAAGAGCCGCAGAGUACCUCGAGGACAGACUCGCGCAGCGCCUCACCGGGCUACCGUACAUCAUGGGAGACGCCACUCGACGGAGAAGAGCCGCAGAGUACCUCGAGGACAGACUCGCGCAGCGCCUCACCGGGCUACCGUACAUCAUGGGAGACGCCACUCCACGGAGAAGAGCCACAGAGUACCUCGAGGACAGACUCGCGCAGCGCCUCACCGGGCUACCGUACAUCAUGGGAGACGCCACUCCACGGAGAAGAGCCACAGAGUACCUCGAGGACAGACUCGCGCAGCGCCUCACCGGGCUACCGUACAUCAUGGGAGACGCCACUCGACGGAGAAGAGCCGCAGAGUACCUCGAGGACAGACUCGCGCAGCGCCUCACCGGGCUACCGUACAUCAUGGGAGACGCCACUCGACGGAGAAGAGCCGCAGAGUACCUCGAGGACAGACUCGCGCAGCGCCUCACCGGGCUACCGUACAUCAUGGGAGACGCCACUCGACGGAGAAGAGCCGCAGAGUACCUCGAGGACAGACUCGCGCAGCGCCUCACCGGGCUACCGUACAUCAUGGGAGACGCCACUCCACGGAGAAGAGCCACAGAGUACCUCGAGGACAGACUCGCGCAGCGCCUCACCGGGCUACCGUACAUCAUGGGAGACGCCACUCGACGGAGAAGAGCCGCAGAGUACCUCGAGGACAGACUCGCGCAGCGCCUCACCGGGCUACCGUACAUCAUGGGAGACGCCACUCGACGGAGAAGAGCCGCAGAGUACCUCGAGGACAGACUCGCGCAGUGCCUCACCGGGCUACCGUACAUCAUGGGAGACGCCACUCCACGGAGAAGAGCCACAGAGUACCUCGAGGACAGACUCGCGCAGCGCCUCACCGGGCUACCGUACAUCAUGGGAGACGCCACUCGACGGAGAAGAGCCGCAGAGUACCUCGAGGACAGACUCGCGCAGCGCCUCACCGGGCUACCGUACAUCAUGGGAGACGCCACUCGACGGAGAAGAGCCGCAGAGUACCUCGAGGACAGACUCGCGCAGCGCCUCACCGGGCUACCGUACAUCAUGGGAGACGCCACUCGACGGAGAAGAGCCGCAGAGUACCUCGAGGACAGACUCGCGCAGCGCCUCACCGGGCUACCGUACAUCAUGGGAGACGCCACUCCACGGAGAAGAGCCACAGAGUACCUCGAGGACAGACUCGCGCAGCGCCUCACCGGGCUACCGUACAUCAUGGGAGACGCCACUCGACGGAGAAGAGCCGCAGAGUACCUCGAGGACAGACUCGCGCAGCGCCUGA